GGCCGUUUUGUUUCCUACUCUCUCCCAUACAAACUACUCGAACUUCAUUUGCUUGCAACCCACGAAACUUCCUACGGCAAAUAUACAGAGAAUCAUCAAUGGCAGAAGAAGUGAAUGCAAUGGCUUCUUCAAUGGGCUCUUCACUUAUCCCAAUCAUCAACAAACUCCAAGACAUCUUCACCGCAUCCGGCGGCGACCUCUCUAAAAUCUCCCUCCCUCACGUUGCCGUCGUUGGCUGCCAGAGCAGCGGCAAAUCCAGCGUCCUUGAAGCCCUCGUUGGCCGCGAUUUCCUCCCCCGUGGCACUGACAUAUGCACUCGACGACCGCUGAUGUUGUUGCUCCAGAAUCGGCCACCUCGGGGCGACUCCGAUGAUGCGCGGGAGUGGGGCGAGUUUCGCCAUUUACCUGGAAAGCGGUUCUACGACUUCUCAAAGAUUCGUCAGGAGAUUCAGGAUGAGACUGAAAGAGGAGCCGGAUUUAACAAAGGAGUGUUGGAGAAGCAAAUUCGCUUAAUGAUCUCCUCCCCAAAUGUCCUUAAUAUGACCCUUAUCGACUUACCUGGGAUUACUAAGGUUCCUGUGGGUGACCAACCUACCGAUAUAGAAGCAAGGGUUAAGAAGAUGAUAAUGUCCCAUAUCAAACAAGAAAACUGUAUCAUAUUGGCAGUUACUCCUGCAAAUUCUGAUUUGGCAAACUCUGAUGCUCUUCAAAUGGCUAGAGAUGCUGAUCCAGCUGGUACUCGGACAAUUGGUGUAAUCACCAAGCUAGAUAUAAUGGACAGGGGGACUAAUGCGUGUAAUUUUCUGCUUGGAAACAUUGUUCCACUUAGCCUUGGUUACGUCGGUGUUGUGAAUCGCAGUCAAGAGGACCUAAAUCAAAACCGUAGCAUUUCAGAAGCACUUGCUUAUGAGGACCAGUUCUUCCAUGAUCAUCCUGUGUAUCAUGGUCUGUCUGAUUGUUGCGGCAUUCCCCAGUUAGCAAAGAAGUUAAAUCAGAUUCUGGAGCACCACAUUAGAAUGGUCCUACCAAGUUUGAAGGAUGAACUAAAUUGCCAUAUGAUUGCUGUGGUAAAAGAGCUGCAGACAUAUGGAGAAGUAGUGGAAUCAAAAGUGGAACAAGGGGCAGUUCUGUUGAACAUCUUGAAAAAAUACUGUGAAGCUUUCUCUGCCCUUGUUGAUGGGAAAAGUCAGGAGAUGUCAACUAGAGAGUUGUCUGGUGGAGCCAGAAUCCACUACAUUUUUCAGUCAAUUUUUGUGAAGAGCUUGGAGGAGGUGGAUCCUUGUGAAGCUCUAACAGACGAGGAUAUUCGAAUGGCUAUCCAAAAUGCCAAUGGUCCAAGAAAUGCUUUAUUUGUGCCAGAGGUCCCAUUUCAAAUUCUGGUUAGAAGACAAAUACAUCGUUUGUUAGACCCUAGCCUUCAGUGCCUACGAUACGUCUAUGCUGAACUUCUAAAGAUGAGUCAUGCUUGUGAGGCACCUGAGGUGCAAAGAUUCCCAGUAUUGAGAAGGAAGCUGGAAGAUGUCAUGGGAAAGUUUUUGCGUGAUGGCAUAAAACCUGCUGAGAGAAUGAUAGGAAACAUGAUUGAGAUGGAGAAGGGUUAUAUAAAUUCUUCACAUCCAAAUUUCAUAGGUGGAAGCAAGGCAGUAGAGCUUGCAGUCCAGCAGUUACGAUCUUCUCAGGAUGGUACAGAUGUUGAAAGUGUAUCCACAUUAGAGCAGGGCCUGAGAUCUCGAGCAGUUCUUGCUAAUUCAGUUGUGAAAGGUUCUUUGCCUAACCAGGGAAGUCAUCCUCAGUCCAUGAAUGAAAGAUCAGUGUCAGCUGGUAAUGCAUACUCGAGAACUUGGGGAAUUUCAUCAAUAAUUGGGAAGUGGGCAUCACCUAAUGAUCGUUCAGCUAACACAGCUCUUGGUGAAACAUUUCAUGAUAUGGAGCUGUUGCCCUCUAUGAUACAAUUGAGAGACCCUCCACCCAUCUUAAAGCCACUAGAAACACAAACAGAGCGUGAAGCAGUGGAAGUAAUAGUAACCAAAUUACUCCUGAGGUCUUAUUAUGACAUUGUUAGAAAGAACAUUCAAGACUUCGUUCCUAAAGCUAUAAUGCAUUUUCUGGUCAAUCAUACAAAAAGGGACCUGCUUAAUGCCUUUGUACAAAAACUAUACAGAGAGAACCUCUUCAAAGAGAUGUUGCGGGAGCAGGAUGAUGUUGUCCUAAAAAGAAAGCGGAGCCAAGAAAUGUUCUGCGUUCUGCAGCAAGCUAUUCAGGUCAUCUUGCUAUUAUUUAGUCUUAAGCUCCAAACUGCAUACUAA
This is a messenger RNA of Vitis riparia (riverbank grape), 2306 nucleotides long. Its product is annotated as dynamin-related protein 3A-like. Gene Ontology annotation, cellular component: microtubule; membrane; cytoplasm. The record is from RefSeq and is a predicted model, not a curated record. NCBI's taxonomy places the organism in Eukaryota, Viridiplantae, Streptophyta, Magnoliopsida, Vitales, Vitaceae. The transcript is spliced from 20 exons. Gene Ontology annotation, molecular function: GTPase activity; microtubule binding; GTP binding. Bases 99 to 2306 code for a protein of 735 amino acids.